This is a messenger RNA of Belonocnema kinseyi, 3803 nucleotides long. Its product is annotated as lysine-specific demethylase 6B. The record is from RefSeq and is a predicted model, not a curated record. The transcript is spliced from 6 exons. Bases 689 to 1444 code for a protein of 251 amino acids. Lineage: Eukaryota; Metazoa; Arthropoda; Insecta; Hymenoptera; Cynipidae.
GUACAAACAUGACAUUUGAAAGAGUUGCACGCGUCUGUCGACCUCCGAAUACAUCGCGAUCAUUAUCUCUCUGGUUGAUCGACUUCCGAUGAACAUCUGUGACCUUGAAAUUAUAUUUUUAAAUGCAGAUUUCUUAUUUAGCGUUGGUGAAUCUUUAUGAUAUGCAAGAUAUCAGAUGUCAGAGCUACCCUCUUUUCUCAUUCGGUUGGGAUUUAGCUCUUCAAGCAGAAUCCUCAUCAGGAAUCCUAUUAGUCUAAAAAGUAGAGGGAAGUAGAGGAGUUUAAUUCUGGAAAUCUUGAUUCUUGAAAUCUUAACCUUGGUUGUUAUUCUAAUGCGUGCUAGAUCCUCUGGUGAUUAUUUUGUGAGCAAUUAUACUGGAUGCGCUUCUAGAGAAAGGUGCAGUGAAGAAGCAAUAGGCGAAAAGUGAAUUAUUUGAGUGAGUUUUAAAGGUGUACGGAGAGUGCUUCGAAGACGAGUACGACUACGUUUUGUGUGUCGAGUGAUUGGCUGUGAUAAACGGUGAUUACGUAAACUGGAGCGAGUUAGACUCGCCAAGUUGGAAAGAGAAUUUCAUGCUCGUGAGAAUUCUUGAGGUUCAAUGCGAUUCAGGAGCUUCUUCCGAGUGGCGAAAUCUGCUUGGGGAGUCAGGCAUUGAUAGGAAAUCGAAGUAACCAGUGCCGAGGUCAAUAUGAGCGUGAGGAUAGUUGUGAGUGUCACGGAAAUUGCGGAAAUGGAUCCUAAGGAUCGAUAUGUGGUCGAUAAUGUCGAGGCUCUUUCUACGGCGUCUGAGGAUAUCGGGGAUGGAAUUCAGGCUCAUGAUAAUGACACCAGUAAUUCUCUAUCUUCGUUGUCACAUCUCGAUCCGCCAGUGGACAGCGUGUAUAUGAUUUGCGGCGUCUUGAUUGCAAUGGUUCUAGUCGGCGUCAUCAUUGUUCUACUGGCUGUUACGAUCAGUAAGCUGCGGAAGAGGGAGGAUCAUUCGAAUGCUGUGCACCCUGAGCCAGCUGUCGUGCAGACGGCGACGCCAGGGAACAACGUCGUCUCCACGGCAUCCGUCACGACGACAACUGGUCCCGCGGAAGGCUGCUGCACACAGACCACCGUGGUGACGACCACCACCACUGCUGUCGUCACGAUGGAUAACCAUAACAAAACCGAGGAACCUGAUCCCAUCUUCACCACGACCGCCACAGCUGAACAAUUCAUUUGGCAGUUUCCGCCACCUUAUCCGCCGCCAAACACGCCACCACCUCAGUACACGUUGUACAAUGACCAGGAUACCCUUGUACACGGACUAUCAUCGGACAGGCAAGGCUUUGCGAAGGGCUUCCGAAAGAAUCUUGGGGGACGCUGGCGUCGCCUUGUGAAGAGGAAACCGGAAACAGAUACAUGUGCCUUUCCACCGGAACUCAAGGAUCAGUUGAAGACCAUCUAUGUCUAUUGACAGCCUCAAAUGGGCCAUCACCUAUUUAUUAUGUGAACCUUCCACUCGAUAAUCUAUGCUUUCCUGUAUUGUAAGAUAAUUAAUGACGAGAGAUUUCGCGCGUGUGCUGAGAGUAUGACUAGCGUGCAUGAGAGUCUGUUUUUUUGUUGUUGCGUGAUUGUCACCAUUAAAGAGCAGCGACCAUUGUCGGCGAAAGUAUCAGCAGUCAGAAAGAGAUGUAUUUGUAAUCAUACAAUCUAUGUUUUACGCUUCGGUCGAAAAUUCGGAUAGACGGUGCUUGGUCGAGAAGAUCGUCCCACAACUUCCUCUCUUCUAUUUGUAAAUUUAUAUUUUGAUAUUUGAAUUCCUAAGUGGGGAAAAAACUUCUUUUUAAAAGAAAUCCAGAGACUGGAAGUUGUGUGACGAAUGUAUUCAAAAUGAGAGCCGGCUGGGCUCGAAAUUAACGAAGAGUAAAUAUCACAUAUCUACAGAGUGCCUCGCUUCGAAAGCGCUCACUGGACUGGAGAAACAAAGCGUUGCCCUGCGAUUUAGGAAGCUUUUAUAUUAGUCACUUGGCCAGCGCGUUUGUACAGAUUUUAAAACACAACCAGUGCCUAAUUCGGAGGUAUCUUUAGCAACGAACGGUCAUUUCGCAAAAAAAAAAAAUGUUUGACAAACGUUUAAUCAACAUUUUACAAUUUUCUCCAGUCGCUUUCGGUUCAACGUAUAUGCACGCUGUAAUGUCGACCAAGAAAGUGCCUUUUUCACGUACUAUCCGCGCAAGAAAGUGUACGCGUCAGUUGUCGCGAGUGAGUUGCACCAGUUUUUUUUAGCGCUGCUAGCCGUUUUUAGAGAAAAAGUCGCAUCAUCCGAUAAGGUGGCGGUUCUUACGCAAAAAAUUGAAUAAAACUGUGUUAAGAUCGAGUCAAGAGGAAGGUUUGAUGACGGCUAGCAAUAAGUAGCAAUUUGAGUGUGCUUCUCAGUUGCCAACGGCAUACGCGAAUCGAAAGUACGAAUAAACUGGAAUCGUAGAACUUCGUUCCACUGAACGACGUGGCGCAGGAAGAAGAAGAACUCGAUGAGACUGAAAACGUAAAGAGUACGACAAAACGAGUUACCUCGUAGCUUUUGUGUACGUUUUUACACUCGAUUAGUAGAGACUAACUUCGAGAAACUAGUAUUAUGUACACCCGGGAAACAUGACCCUCGGUGCUGCCUUUCCACAGGCUUCUUAUUCUUCUUCUUCGUCAUUCGCAUCUCUUGGCAGCUCCGUGGUCAGUGAUUAGGUUGUAUAGCAAUAAAAGCGUUCGCCUUAAAUCGUAUGCGUGGCCAAAUCCUCACCGAGAUGGCGGAUCAUCGUUGCUCGCCGUGUCUUCGAGGACGAUGAAGGAGAAAAGAGUGCAAACUUUCUGAAAUCCUUCUGGUUUUCCCGGAGGCGAAGAAAGCGGAGUAGCAUUUCUUAGUGAUUUCGGACAAGGCCGGUUUAAGACUAUUAACGGUACGACGACUCAUAUUGAGUCCUUAUUAUACGCUAACAUGGUAUUUUAGUUGAAUUGUUGUAUUAAAUGGCGUCAGUCGAGGAAACGGGAUUCGACGCUCUCGGCGUGGAGCCUCGAUUCUUUGUCGUCCAUAUAAGUUUUAUGUUGACAAUAUAGUGUUAUUUUUUUUUGCACACGCGUGCUCAUGCAGUUAGCUAAUUUAAGCGGUCUCAGUCAGAACGGAAAAUUUGUCGAAAUUUUGGAAAGGCGUGAUCGAUAUGGACACUGCGGUGGUCAUAUGGACGUCCAACUUUUGUCUCUGUUCCUUUGUAGUUCGACCUACAGUGAUUUUUAGUUUAAGAAAACAUGGCCGAUUAAUUUGUAAAUAAAACGUGUACUGUGUAUGUUUAUUUAAAUCCGCAGUUCGGCAUAAUGUUUAAACGCGACACGAGGAGAAUAAGGUAUUUUCAAUUGAUUGUCAGCUAAGUUUAUUUUGUGGAAGAGUGUUAAAGGGGGAAGCGAUUGUUGAAAUACAUGAGAAUAAACCUUAUUUUAUUAAUAUUUUCGUGAAAAUGUCAUAAAAUGAUCAUUAUUAAUUAUUUUGAAGAUAUUACAAAAAUAAAGUUUUUUUACAAUAAAUUUGUUUUCUCGUCCGGCAUUCGGCCAAGUGAAGUUAGCUGGGGAUGAAGUGAAAAUGCCAGAUUCCCUGAAGAACAACGAUGUGUUUACAUAUCUCAACUGUAUAAUAUUUUGUUUCUUAACGAAUACAAUAGGAUGAGGCUGCGUUCUCACUACCUAGUCACUUGUUGAUAAUGCGAAAAGUUUCACUAGAUCAUUUCUGUGCAGCUUUUUAUUUUCCAAUGUCUCAAUACAACAAUAUCAAAUAAAGUAUUAAAAAAGAU